This is a messenger RNA of Phyllostomus discolor (pale spear-nosed bat), 6227 nucleotides long. It is a transcript of the gene INHBA, whose product is annotated as inhibin subunit beta A. The record is from RefSeq and is a predicted model, not a curated record. Gene Ontology annotation, biological process: SMAD protein signal transduction; BMP signaling pathway. Gene Ontology annotation, molecular function: cytokine activity; hormone activity; growth factor activity. Gene Ontology annotation, cellular component: extracellular region. NCBI's taxonomy places the organism in Eukaryota, Metazoa, Chordata, Mammalia, Chiroptera, Phyllostomidae.
GUCUCCCUCCCUCCCUUUCUCCUUCCCUCCCUCCCUUCUUCUCUACUCGGAGACAGUCAGAACUCUCCUCCCUGACAGCCACAAACCUACAGCACUGACUGCAUUCAGAGAGGGAACCUGCAAAGAAAACUUCACAGAAAACUUUUUGUUCUUGUUCCAGAGAAUUUGCUGAAGAGGAGAAGGAAAAAUCCAAACCAAAUCAAACCAAACAAAAAACCUGUGCGUGAGGGGGGAGGAAAAGCAGGGCCUUUAAAAAGGCAACCACAACAACUUUUGCUGCCAGGAUGCCCUUGCUUUGGCUGCAAGGAUUUUUGUUGGUGAGUGGCUGGAUUAUAGUGAGCAGUUCCCCCACCCUGGGGUCCCAGGGGCACAGUGUGGACCCUGCCUGCCCGUCCUGUGCACUGACUACCCUUCCCAAGGAUGUACCCAACGCUCAGCCGGAGAUGGUGGAGGCCGUCAAGAAGCACAUUUUAAACAUGUUGCACUUGAAGAAGAGACCUGAGGUCACCCAGCCGGUGCCCAAGGCAGCACUUCUGAACGCGAUCAGAAAGCUCCAUGUGGGCAAAGUGGGGGAGAACGGGUAUGUGGAGAUAGAGGAUGACAUCGGAAGGAGGGCAGAAAUGAAUGAACUGAUGGAGCAGACCUCAGAGAUCAUCACAUUCGCAGAAUCAGGCACAGCCAGGAAGACGCUGCACUUUGAGAUUUCCAAAGAAGGCAGUGACCUUUCAGUGGUGGAGCGUGCAGAAGUCUGGCUCUUCCUAAAAGUCCCCAAGGCCAACAGGAACAGGACCAAAGUCACCAUCCAUCUCUUUCAGCAGCAGAAACAUCCACAGGGCAGCUUGGACAUAGGGGAUGAGGCCGAGGCAGUGGGCUUAAUGGAGGAGAGGAGUGAACUGUUGAUAUCAGAAAAGGCAGUGGAUGCUCGAAAGAGCACCUGGCACAUCUUUCCUGUAUCCAGCAGUAUCCAGCGGUUGCUGGAUCAGGGCAAGAGCUCCCUGGACAUUAGGAUUGCCUGUGAGCAGUGCCAUGAGACUGGUGCCAGCCUUGUGCUCCUGGGCAAGAGGAAGAAGAAAGAAGGAGGGGAAGGAAAGAAAAAGGCCGGAGGAGAAGGAGGUGGGGGAGAUGAGGAGAAGGAGCAAUCCCAUAGACCUUUCCUCAUGCUACAGGCCCGGCAAUCUGAAGACCAUCCUCAUCGGCGGAGGCGGCGGGGCUUGGAGUGUGAUGGCAAGGUCAACAUCUGCUGUAAGAAACAGUUCUUUGUUAGUUUUAAGGACAUUGGCUGGAAUGACUGGAUCAUCGCACCCUCUGGCUAUCAUGCCAACUACUGUGAAGGCGAGUGCCCAAGCCAUAUAGCAGGCACGUCGGGGUCAUCACUCUCCUUUCACUCAACGGUCAUUAACCACUACCGCAUGCGGGGUUACAGCCCCUUCUCCAACCUCAAGUCGUGCUGUGUGCCCACCAAGCUGAGACCCAUGUCCAUGUUGUACUAUGAUGAUGGGCAAAACAUCAUCAAGAAGGACAUUCAGAACAUGAUAGUGGAGGAGUGUGGGUGCUCGUAGAGAGGACAGUGGCAAAAUGAAGGAAUGUUUAGUGUUUCUGAGUUAAACAACCAGAAAAAAAUAGAUAUUAAAAAAUAAAAUUAAAAACAAAACCUGAAACAGAUAAAGGAAGAUGUGGAAAAAUUCCCUGUCCAGGUCUCAGAGAUGAAGCAGAGAAGGAGAUGGGAAUUGGGAAGGAAAGGGAAAACGGAGUAUCCUUCAUUUCUUCCAGUAUCAAAGUAAUGAUAUCAGUUGCUUAAACAGGAGUAUUGCCCUCUCCUUUUCAGUUCCCUUCCAGGGUGAGCCUCAAAGUCAACUUGUCUAGUCUAAAAUAUGUGGGCUAGCAAAAUCCAAAUAGCAUCUAGAAAGCCAUGAGUUUGGAAGGACCAGUUACAGGCACUUUCCCACACAGCUACCCAGGUCAUAAGGUAUGUCUGCCUGACUCUCCCUCUGUAUAUAUCAUGUGUGUGCACACAUACUACACCCCUCACACAUACUCACAUGCCACAGAUCCCAUACACUCAGAUAACCCCUCCCCCCAGAAAAUGCACACAUACAUGCAUGGACACACACAGAGGCAUUUCUAUAUACCCAUGUACAUACACACUGGCAAAUGAACAAUAGUGUUCAGGUGGUCACACUUCCUUUUUCUGAACCAGUCUCACAACAAAACAAAAGCCAACAUAAAAAAUCUGAGAAGAAUAGAAGAGUAAAAGAUCAAGAAAAAAAAAAAAGUUAUAUUUCUUUAAGGUGCUUAUGAUCUUAGAACUAUGCAACCUAAUAGGUUUGAAACUGUUUACCUGAGGGAGAACAAAAAGAGAGACUUUUUUGUAUUGGAAGUAACCUGUUUAAUUUUUAUUUUCUUCAAGGAAAGAUACUUGAAAGGAAUAUGUUUGUCCAUCUGUUGGAUCCAAACAUUUCUAUAUUUUGUAAAUGUUGUUUUUUUUAUCGUUUACUAUUUGCACUAUGAUGGUGUUUGACCUGUCCAAUCCUUAUUUAACAAGUAUUUUCUUUGGGUGGGAUGGGGGGGUUAAGAGCUGCACUUAAUGUGAGCUACAGCACACAAAAUAGCUAUUUUUAUUAUUAUAAUUAUUAUUAUUAUUAUUUUGUACCUUAAAAAUAGACACAUACACCAAAGACAUUUGUGUGAGCCUUUAAACUGUCUGUGGUUGGUAUCAUUCACCAUCAAUGAGUCAGGGGUUGGGAUUCAAGGCUGAGGAGGAUGGAUUGUGUUCAGGCUUAAAAGACCUGAGAAGUUGGGUUUUUGACUCCUUUUAUAUCCAUGAAACAGGACAUUUCAUACUGGAUGUACAGUAGUUGUACAUUGUUGGAUAUCAAGUUUAAUCAGACCCAUAAAUGAUACAUGCUUGUAUGUGUAUAUACAUUGCUUGUGCAUAUGCAUAUCUAUAUGUAUAUAUACAUGUAUCACAUCAUGUCCAGACACAUUUUUAAGCACUUCAGUAUGUCAUUUUUUAAUGUUCUUAAAGAAAUGAAUGUGUGUAAAACACAGUAUUUUUUAAGAAGGAUAGGCUAUAGUUUUUGAUUUUACUCUGAACUAGAUGGGCACAUUUCAAAAAUUGCAAUGGGAAAAAGCCUGGAAAUUCCAGUGAAUAUUAUCAAGGCCCUCUUUCAAUGUACAGAGUUAACUUUCCUCUUUUUCCUUGUCCCCUACUCCCAUCCUACAAGUUAUUCCCCGUACGGAAAACAGGAAAUUCAUGUUCAUCAGAGUUCUAGGUUGAUUUUGCAGUUUAUAUUUAUAAUCUAUUGGAAUCAAUCUUAAAUCAGAUGCUUUUUCAGAAAAAAAUUAAUCUUUAGUCCAGAAUAAAAGACUUAAGUGCAAUUUUUUUAAAUGAUUAAGGCAUGCUUGUGAGAAAUAUACCUGCACUACUGGGCUAACUAAUGUUGCUGUCACUAGGUAAAAGAUAAAAUUUGAGAGAGGGUGCUAAGAGAGGAGAAGUAAGAAAGAGAAUAGUUAAGAGGAGGCAGGGACGGGGACAGGAGUAAAAACCCCUAGUAUUUUAAUUUAUAGCCCAAAUUCUUAAUGUAUGAUUUUGUGUGUAUUGAUUCAGAUGCAAAAUGAGGGAAAAACCUACUUUGUUUUAUAAAUAUCAAAAUACAUGCUUAAAGCUAAACUUUUACUAGUUUAAUCCACAGUAUUUAGCUUGCCUAGAAUGGCUAUACGUUAAUCAUUUAUGUGCUUUUUAUACAGAGCCUUAUUUUUAUCAACUUCUUUGAAGUUUGAAAAAAUUUAAAAAUGCUAAUAAUAAUUGGGGAAAAUUGCAUUCAUUAAUGUUUUGUAAAGUAUUGAAACAGCCCUAUGUCAACUAAAUAAUUAAAAGUAAAAUAAAAAAUAUUAUUGAGAAAUCAAAUGUUACAAAAGGUGGUUUAGCUCUUGUACUAAAUCAGUGCACAGUAACAUAAGGCUAUAUGUAGGCAAAUCACUUUUUGUCAUUACCUGUGAGAUAUACUUACUAUCAUCUAGCUGUCUACCAUUUCUUAUGCAGGAAAGACAAUAGGUACUUCGUGAGAGUGGAUUCUAAUUAAAUAUGAGGAGAGCAUGCAAUAUUGGUACUUACUUCCUCACUCAACCACUUAUCAGGAAAUCAGGCAGGUGAGGAAGGUGAACAUCAUGAGGAAGGUUUUAAGGAGAGAAGUAGAUGUCAAUGUUCAUAAUUUACAAAUUUUCAUGACAAACGUUGAGGGCUUUUUUAACUGCCUUUUAUUUGGAACUGGACCAAAAAUAGAGUGGGGAACCAAGUGUUUGUUCAGUAUGCAACAGCAGCGAUGGCCAAGGCCAUGAAAAAGCAAGAGGUUGCAAAGACAAUUGACAUGUAUGGAGUAUUAAAUACAUAUGUCAUAUUUUAAGCCCUUUAAAUCCUCAAAAUAUGGGCAUAAGAUGGAGUUUAUAGUGGCCACAUUAAUUAUAAGCAGAGCAAAAUUAAAUUCCACAUGAGAAUAUUUUAAUGGGAUGAUUUAAUUUCAUUAGGUUUCAUUAAAUUUAUAUAACUAUGAAAUAUAAUUAUAAAUUGCUACUAUCUGUAAUAAUCCUGAAAGAUAUGCAGCCUUGUGAACAACCAUACCUUUCACAUAGCAGCAAGAGGUCAAAAGAAAAAGCUUUUAAAUUCUACCAUAUUGGGUUCUUCAUAGUGUGGUUUCUUGAUCUGAUUUUGGCAUCUCUGUAUUUUUUAGAGCUAAUAUCUAGGCUCUUAAAAAUCUACCUACACCCAUUUUAAAAGCUCUGAAAAGCAUUUGUCAUCAAAUAUCUUUUAAGAAUGGUAACAAUUUUGUAGAAUAUUGAAACUUGUUCUUCUAUUAAAAAGUAAGACAAGUUUUGGGACACUGAUUUGGAAUUUUUUUUUAUCCCUGAAGACCAGUCAAUUUCUUACUUAUUUAAGAUUGAUUCCACACUCUGUUUUCAAAGAGAGUGCCUGAAUUGUCCACUUACAUAGAGCAAAGGAGUUUUUUUCUACUCUGAUGGAAUUGGACCAUGAGGUGACUCCAAGAAAGGAGAAUGCAAAUGCCUCAGUUAUAUUGAGUUUAUAUUCAAAUGGUCAUGUUUGCUUGAAAAAAAAACUAUUUCCUGUGGGCCUUUUGGCAACUUCCUUUUUCAAUGUAAAGAAAAACUUAGUCACCCUGAAAACCUACACAAUAAAUAAACUUGUAGAUGUGGGCAGAAGGUUUGGGGUGGACAUCGUAUGUGUUUAAAUUAAACCCUUUGUCACUGAGAAGCUGUUGUAUGGGUCAGAGAAAAUGAAUGCUUAGAAGCUGUUCACAUCUUCAAGAACAGAAGCAAACCACAUGUCUCAACUAUAUUAUUUAUUUUUUUAUGGCUAGAGUGAAUCAUAUCUUCUAUAUUAAUUUCCAAUGAGUUUUACCCUCUAUUUAAGUGUUUUGAAAAAUAGUGCAUUGACAAAGGGUUGAUAUUUUUCUUAAAAAGAAAAAUAUAAUUAUGAAAGCCAAGAUAAUCUGAAGCCUGUUUUGUUUUAAAAGUUUUUAUGUUAUGUGGUUGAUGUUGUUGUUUGUUUGUUUUUUAUUUUGUUUAUUUUUUGCAUACUACAUGCAGUUCUUUAACCAAUGUCUGUUUGGCUAAUGUAAUUAAAGUUGUUAAUUUAUAUGAGUGCAUUUCAACUAUGUCAAUGGUUUCUUAAUAUUUAUUGUGUAGAAGUACUGGUAAUUUUUUAUUUACAAUAUGUUUAAAGAGAUAACAGUUUGAUAUGUUUUCAUGUGUUUAUAGGAGAAGUUAUUUAUUUCUAUGGCAUUCCAGUGGAUAUUUUGGUGUUUGCGAGGCAUGCAGUCAAUAUAUUGUAUAGUUAGUGGACAGUAUUCAGCAACGCCUGAUAGCUUCUUUGGCCUUAUGUUAAAUAAAAAGACCUGUUUGGGAUUUAAUUUUUUACUUUAUGUCUUAUUGGUUUUCCAAGAUCAACUUUGCACACAUAUUGCUACAUCAUUUUCUGGAUGAUAAUUUUUUUCUACUGUAAUUAUGGAAGAGUAUGAGAAACAGAUUGAAUGAGAGAGAAAGAACAAAAGCUGGAAUGAGAGCUCAAAUAGAAAAAGAAUAUAUAUUGCUGUGCAGGGGUUUGUAAUGGGCUGCAGAUGCUUGGACCAGCAAUAUUUAUAUUCAUUUUGUUAAUUUCAUAUUUCUUAAACUGUAAUGGCAAGCAACAUGAAAUAAAGAGACACUUCCUCCCA